ACGACACGUGACGAGUUCAGAGAUGACAACAAGUUUCGAAGACGUGUUGGCGAAGCUGGAAUCUGGUCCUUGGAAUUGGCUGAUAUUCCUCCUCUCUGCUCAUUAUGGGGUCUCUUCGGUGGCAUGCAGACGGUUGCCACGGCAUUCCUCAGCCCCGUGACAGACCACUGGUGCCACAUCCCAGAGCUCCAUGUUGCUAACUGGACGAAGGAACAAAUAUGGAACUAUUCUUUACCCAGGACGACGCUGGGCGGAGAGCCUCACCAUGCCCAGUGUGAGAUGUACGUGAGGAACUACAGCCUCGUGACUAAGCUGACGUGGGAAGAAGCUUUCCUGGCGGCUCCUGAAGGCGAGGGAGAGGGCGGGCUCCAGCGGCGGCCUUGCACCAGCUGGGAUUACGACACGGAAGUCUUCCAAACUACGCUGAUCUCGGAGUGGGACUUGGUGUGCGGGAAAGAAGGGCUCAAGUCGCUGAUCCAGAGCAUAUUCAUGGUCGGUGUGUUCUUUGGAGCCCCGCUGGGAGGGUACUUCGCUGACAGAUACGGCAGGAAGAAGCUCAUGACAGGAUCUCUGUGGGUGUUCAUCCUGGUCUCCAUCACGGGGUCCUUCUCGCCAUACUACCAGCUCUUCCUGCUCUGCCGCUUCCUCAUGGCCUUCACGGGGAACAUCGUCUACCAGACGUCUUAUAUCAUCGCGGUGGAGUCCUGCACAGCCCGCCAGAGAGCCGUCGUCGGGAUCCUGUUCUCCGUCCCCUUCGCUUUGGGUGUCAUGGCACUUCCGGUUGUUGCCUUCCACGUCCGCCAGUGGCACCUGCUGCACCUCGCCAUGUCGGUGCCUGUGAUUGUGCUCAUCGUUAAUACCAUCCUGCUCCCGGAGUCCCCCAGGUGGCUCGUCCUGACCGGCAGGUGGAGUGAGGCUGAGAAGGAGCUACAGAGGGCAGCCAGGUGGAACGGCAGGAAACCUUUCGACUCCAGCUGGCUCCUUGCUACUCUUAAGGAGAUGCAGACAGAAGAAAAAAUCCCCAAGGAAGAACAACACGAGCCAGACGCCCCUCCCUCCUCCUCCUCCUCCUUCUCCAGCAGGGUCAAGGGCGCCCUGAGAAGCUCCUUGGUGUUCAUGAGGACGCCCAUGUUGAGGAGGAUCUCCCUCGUUAUGUACUUCGACUGGUUGGUGUGCACGAUGGUCUACUAUGGGAUCUCUCUCAACUCGGCCAACUUCAGCGCCGACCCGUUCCUGUACAUGUUCCUGGCGGGCCUCAUGGAGCUCCCUUCGUACACGCUGACCAUCCCCUUCGUCGUGAAGUUCGGAAGGAAGGCCCCCCUCGUCGCCUUCUUCGUGCUGUGUGCUCUGGGGACGCUGGUGCUCAUGGUCCUGCCUGGAGGUCGCGACACCUGGUGGUUCCUGGCGGUCGUCAUGGCGAGCAAGUUCUGCAUCACCUCCGCCUACCAGGUCAUCUACCUCUACUGCAGCGAGUUGUACCCGACCUGUCUCCGCACCCGAGGCCUGGGGAUCACGUCGAUGGUCGGGAGAACGGGAGCCAUCAUAUCGCCUUUCAUCACAGACAUGUUGGGCGUGUACCACUCGAUCCCGAGCACCAUCUUCGGGUCCCUGAGUCUGGUCGCCGCCCUCCUCACCUGCCUUCUGCCGGAGACCAAUAACCGCCCUCUACCCGACACCAUAGCGGAUGUUGAGGCUUUUUCGGUCUCUCAUACGAGCAACAGGGGCCAGAUCCCUCGGCCAUCCGCAGCAUCCACAGGAGAGGGAGAGGACGAGGAACCUUGCAUCUCACCAACCAGCGCCACGUCCUCUGUCUAAACGUCUUUCAUUAAUAAAUGAUACGAAGAAA
This is a messenger RNA of Penaeus vannamei (Pacific white shrimp), 1846 nucleotides long. The record is from RefSeq and is a predicted model, not a curated record. Lineage: Eukaryota; Metazoa; Arthropoda; Malacostraca; Decapoda; Penaeidae.